This is a messenger RNA of Panicum hallii, 682 nucleotides long. RefSeq lists its product as uncharacterized. Gene Ontology annotation, biological process: transposition. NCBI's taxonomy places the organism in Eukaryota, Viridiplantae, Streptophyta, Magnoliopsida, Poales, Poaceae. The transcript has 5 exons. Bases 23 to 535 code for a protein of 170 amino acids. The record is from RefSeq and is a predicted model, not a curated record.
UCUGGCGGCAUAUGGUGACCAAAUGAUUGCUCGCCAUGGAGAGGGUUAUGAUUGGAGAAACGCGCCUAUUGAUCCUGAGGCCGUUUACAGUAGUGGUGGAAAACCUCAUGGCCGGUAUCCAUUAUUUGAAAAAGUCAUUGACUCGAGUCAGGUGCCGUCGCGUCAAAGAGCGGGAUCGUCGCGGUCAGCAAGUCGCAGCACAAGUAGUGGCGACGACAGCGCGGAGGUUGUAAGGCUGCGUGAAAGAGUAAGACAACAGGAGCUACAGCAGCAGUGGUUCCAAGCUCAACUUGCACAACAGAAUGCAAUACUGCAGCAAAUAGCGAGCCAACAGAAUAUACAAGUGCCACCACUGGUACCUCCACCUUUUGCACAGGCUGGUUGGCCAUCAGCUUCACCUCAGCCUUUUCACACCCCACCACCUAACCUUGCGGCACCGGGAGACUCACACGUUCAUCCAACAUCGAAUUGGGCGGAUCAAUUCAUUGGAAGUGGCGGAUCAGUUCAACCAGGUGAUGGAGACGACCAAACUUAAGUGAAACAUUGUUGUUCUAUGAAUUUGUAUGAAGUUGUAUGAACCAGGUGAUGGAGGCGGCCAAAUUUCAUCGAACUUGUAUGAAGUUUUUGAACUUUAAUUAUGAACCUCUGAAGUUUACGUAUGUGGAUAUAUGAAUUGUGUACU